CCCCUCAGGCAGGGUCCCCAGGAGCUUUUUCCGCCGGGCUGUGGCCUGCAGCUCUCGCUCCGGCCGGCGUGUCCUUCGGGCGCCCCCGCAACUCCGCCGCUCUCCCGGGGUACCCAGGGCCGCAGGUGGCCCGGCCGAGCCUCGGACUCGCAGCUUCUGGCCCUUCCCCGCGGCGAGCACGGCUCUUCUGCAGAGGCGCCAUGAGCGCGACGGACGGCUCUCCGGCGGCCUCCCCUCCCUCCAGAAGGCUGGCAACCCCCCACGUCUCCUCCAGAUGUGCUAAUUCUCAGUCUCCAAGUCCGGAGGACUUUACUCCUCUCCCCUCAAUCAGUGAGCGCUUGACCUUUCUCCAUCCCUCCCGGGAGCUGCUGGAAUACUACCGCAAGAAGAUUGCUGACUUUGAUGAGGAACAUGAAGACUUGGUAAAAAGGCUGGAGAGAUACAAAGAAACAUAUGAUGAGCAGCACAAAUUGCAGUGGGAGGUACGUCAGCGAGAAGAGGAGAUUGCAGAGUUGCAAAAGGCUUUGAGUAAUAUGCAGGUCUACCUCUUCCAAGAGAGGGAACAUGUCCUUCGCCUCUACGCAGAGAAUGAUCGGCUGAAAAUCAGGGAACUGGAGGAUAGAAAAAAAAUUCAGCAUCUCCUGGCAUUAGUAGGAACAAAUGAAGGAGACGUUACAUAUUAUCACAAAGAGCCUCCACAUAAGGUUACUGUUCUGCAAAGGCCAGCUAAAUCCAGAAAGUCACGUGAACAAAAUGAUACUCCUAGAACAGGCACCAAGAGGGACACUUCAAAACCAGCAGCAAUAGAAAAGAAACCACAAAGUCCUGAGAGAUACCAGAGAGAUAAUCAAGCACUUCUACUUCAGGUGGAGGCCUUGCAAGCUCAGCUAGAAGAGCAGACACGAUUAUCCAAGGAACAGGUUGAGGCAUUACUAAAGGACAGGCGGAUUCACAUGGAGGAAGCCCAGGUCCAGCAUCAGAGGGACCAGGACAAGAUCAAAACUCUAACAGAUAAAUUCCAUAAGACCCAAAGUCUCUUAUAUGAGAGUACCCGUGAUUUUCUUCAGCUGAAGUCUGAUGCCCGAGCCAAUGAGAACGCAUGGAUGGCAGAGAAGGAAAGUCUGUUGAGGAAACUUGACAAAGACCUUGAUCAGCUUAUCAGCAGGAAGCCAGGAAGAGAGAAGAAGCAGAAAGAUAUAAAGAAGGUGGUUCGAGCAGGUGGUGGAGCUUGGAAACUCCACAGCAAAGAAAUAAAGUCGCUGAAAGAUCGGCUAAUGCAGGAACAGAGCCUGUCAAGCAUGUAUAGGGCGCAGUGUAUUAGCCUGGAAGGUGAGCUGGCUAGAGUUCGUGAGGAGGGAGAUGCCGGCAGAGAACUCUUAAAGAAACGCUCAGAAAAGGUGGGGAUACGCCUGAAGCUGAUGACUCAGCGGUAUGAGGCCUUGGAAAAACGUCGUAAUAUGGAAGUGGAAGGCUUCAAGAAUGACAUUAAACAGCUUCGGCAGAAGCUGAAAGAUGUAGAAAACCAGCUUUUUAAGUUGACUCUGAAUAUUGGCCCUGACGCAGAUCUUGCAAUUCUACGUGAGGUCUGCCAAGGAAACAGACUAACCCAUAAAAUCCAAGGAGAACUAAAAAACUUAAAAGCAAAAAUCUAUGCCUUAGAGAAUGAACUACGAGUCUGCUGAAGCUGAGGUAUUAGCUGGCAUCCAGUUUUAGGAAUGGAACAUUACUAGGCUGUAAUAGUCACAUGUGAGAGCAGCUCCUGCCUGUCUGUUUCCUGGCAUCCAGUGACAGAAGGCUUGAGGAAAUCUGCAGUUAAUGUCAUAACACUGUACAUGAGCCAUUUCUAAUGUGCUAGAUUACGUUGCUGUUUCAGCUGAGACAGCACCUGAUAAGCCUGACAUAGAAAGUACACAAUGACUGAUGUAUCAGGAAUAUGCUUCUGACUUCAGCUAGCCUUCGUAUCUGUGUGAGGGGUCAGUAUAUACUGGCCUUCAUCUCUAUUUGGAGCAUAUGGUUAUACCAUAUAGCCACAUAUGGUUAUAAUUAAAUUAAUAAUCAUGGAAGGAUCUAGUUGAAGAUCUGAAUUGCUUGACUGACCUUUUUGUAUGUGAGAAACAGCUUUUAAAAUGGUUUAAAUGAUUACUGUUUUAGUGCUUAGGCACUUCAGUGUGUAACUGAAAAUUUUAUUUGCAAAAGACCACAUGUAGGAAAUAUAUACUAAAGUGUAUUGCAUCUGACUCUUCCCUUGACAGUGGAACUAUUUUUAAAUGGCUUUCCUAUGAUUCUAACCUAAUUGGGACAAACCUGACUGAAAUAAUCUGCAAGAACCAGCAACAUCUACACUUGUUUUGUAUGUUUGGGGGGAAGGGAAAUACUACAAGUGUCAUCUCGUCUUCUUCCUCCCAGUUUACCUUAACACACAGAGAAAGCCCAUAAUAAAAAGGCCUCUUUCUUAACCCCUGUUUUAUCUGUCUCUGUAGAUUUAAACAAUGUCAUGGUUAUGUACCAAUAAAUUAUAGUCAACUUUUGCUCAGCAGUUGUUGCUACUAAACUGUAAGUGAAAUUAAGAGUGGAAGAGCAGGUGUCUAGUUGCUACAUGAUAAACUUAACUCUAGCUAUAUGAUGAUUAUCUUCGUACCAGACAUCAGCACAGUUCAUUUCUAGGAAACAGAAUAAAUCAUGAAAAGGCUUACAACAUGGCUUCAGCCCAGUUUGUAAUUGUGAGUAUUCAUGCUUUUGCUGUAGCAUCAGCAAAUCUUGUCCACUUAUAGACUGAGAGCAGAUCUAUUUUGGAAAAGGCAUUUCAGUGCCUCUGUUUCUUACUGUACCUUCCCUACCUUGUUAAAUGUGACAGAAGUGGAAUACUAGCUUUCUGAGGUAUAUGCCUAUAGGCUGCCAGUACUUUUUUUCCCACUGAAGAGAACUUAGUGUGUGAAAGCAGGCAGUUUCUUUUGGACAUGGUAGUAGCCAUGGAGGUUCUCAUUCAGUGUUUGUAAGAGGUAGAUAUGCAAAAGAUGUUUUUGUUCUGUCAGGAUUCGGAGAAAGAAUUGGAAUUCUCUGAAAAAAUCAAGGCCCAUUUCAAUUGUGUAAUCCUUCUUGUGACAAACUUGCUGUCCCUUAUGGCCCUCUAUCGUGGCUUUUAUUUUGUAUAUGUUCUUGAGGUCAAGUUCAUCACAGACAGACUUCAGUGUGGGUGACUGACAGUCUGCACCUACAUGUUCAACUACUACCACAACUUACAACAGGCUGUUUUAAAGUAUGUUGCACUGAUUAGUUUAGCUCUAAAUGCAAAAACUGAUUCAUUAGCAACCUGGGAGCCAAUGCCUUGUGGACAGUUGAGGAAGAUUAUUAAAUAAUACCAUCCAUCAUCUAGUCUCUUUCUUCAUUGACUAGUACUUUCUUAGGUAAGUCUAGUAAUUAAAAUGAGGUUUUUAUGUCAAAUAACAUGAUAGUGGCUUAAAGACAGCAGUUAUCACAGGUCCUGGAAGGCUGCUUCUGAAAAGUGCUACAUAAUGAAGUAUUAGUCACUUAUUCAGCAGGUUCUGUCAGCUUAAAUUCAGCUGAUGGGAAGCUAGCAAAAAGGUCUCAAAUCUAUAGAAAUAAAUGUUUGUUUAUUUUCAA
Messenger RNA from Apus apus (common swift), 3621 nucleotides. RefSeq names its product coiled-coil domain containing 77 (gene CCDC77). The coding region runs from base 201 to 1682 and encodes 493 amino acids. The transcript is spliced from 11 exons. Gene Ontology annotation, cellular component: centrosome. The record is from RefSeq and is a predicted model, not a curated record. Lineage: Eukaryota; Metazoa; Chordata; Aves; Apodiformes; Apodidae.